AUGGCAGGCAUGGACGAUAUCUUCACCCACUUAGGUCCAUGGCACUACCCAGUCAUCAUCUUCUGCUUUCUGCGUGGCUUACCAACAGCGUAUCAUAUCAUGGCUCCAACGUUUAUUGCUCCGACCUUAGAACACUGGUGCGCCAAACCACCACAACUGAAGAACUGGACCGACGAAGAGUGGAUGCAGCAUGGAAUUCCACACACGGGAAAAGGAACCGGAAGUCAGGAGCUAAGCCGGUGCGAAAUGUUCGGCCUGGAAGAAGCGGAGGACGGUUCCUAUCGAAUACUGAACGAUACAAGGCUGCCUUGCUCGAGUUGGCACUAUGAGAUGGGAGACAACAUCAAUACACUCACCAACGAGUUUGACUUGGUGUGUGAACGCGUAUGGCUGCGAGCUGCAUCGCAGAGUAUUUUUAUGGCGGGACUCAUGGUUGGAAAUAUAAUAUUUGCACAUCUCUCGGAUUGGUACGGUCGCAAAAGGGCGUUGCUUUUUGCUUUACCUCUGCCACUCGCAUGCGGCGUUUUAACUGCCUUUUCGCCGAGCUACCUAGUCUACAACCUGGGACGUUUUGCCGCGUCCAUUGGAAUAGGAGGCCUGCAGAACAGCACGUUUACACUGAUAAUUGAAGUCAUCGCCACACGGCAUAGAGCGGUAGCCGCCCUGAUCUACACUUAUGGAUGGACUACGGGCCUGGUGACACUAACUGCUUUUGCGUGGUACAUCAGGAACUGGAUGCACCUUCAGCUCGUCAUCUCUCUCUUUUACAUCAUCCACAUUUCUGUCUUGUUUUUUCUGCCUGAAUCUCCUCGAUGGUUGUUAGCUACGAGAAACUACGGGAAAGCGGACAAAAUCCUCAAGUCUGCCAUCAGAAAGAACAAAGUAAAGGAUGUCGACGUGGACGACCUGAUAAAAAGCAUGCAAGAAAAAAUGGAACGGGAAAAAAUGUCCGCGAAACCUACUUUCGUUGAUCUCUUUCGUUACCGAUGUAUCCGAAGAACGACAUAUGUGAAAGCUGCUAUGGGGAUUCUCAGCACACUGCUUUCCUACAACCUCACAUACUCCAUCAUCCUCGUGGGUUCCAACCCGUUCGCGAGUUUCGCCCUCAUGGGCGCCAUGGGGUAUCCCGUGAAAAUUGUAUCUGUGUUCUUUACUAACUACCUAAAGAGAAGAACAUCGUACGGUAUAUUGUACAGUUACGCCUUCAUCUGCUCCUUGGCCGCCAUCUUUCUUCCAAGAGAUCCCUGGUGGCUGCAGGUGAUAUUCGUCCUUCAGGUGAAGCUUGGGUCAUCCUGCGCCUCCACAGUACUUUUUGUUCAGCGUUCCGAGCUCUAUCCGACGAAGGUCAGGACUCUGGCAACAGGCUUCAUGAUUAUGGCAUCCAGGGUCGGCGCCAUGACAGCUCCGUUCACAAAGGAAUCGGGUGUGAUCAUCGGACCGUGGGCUCCCAGAGUCGUGGAUUGUUGCACCUGCCUAUGCCUUCUAGUUUUGGGGCUCCUACUCCCAGAGACCUUCAAGCUCCCUCUUCCUGAUAAUAUUGAGGAUAUCAAGAGUAGAAGCCGCAAGUCAACUACCCCUGAAGCCGUGACGAUGCUGCGGAAUGGGCACUUUCCAGGACCUGAAAAUGAACAUCAAAUAGUGCGAGACAAUUAA
Molecule: messenger RNA, 1653 nt
Organism: Ixodes scapularis (black-legged tick)
Lineage: Eukaryota; Metazoa; Arthropoda; Arachnida; Ixodida; Ixodidae
Product: organic cation transporter protein
Exons: 11
Coding region: 1-1653 (550 amino acids)
Biological process (GO): transmembrane transport
Cellular component (GO): membrane
Molecular function (GO): transmembrane transporter activity
Source: RefSeq, a predicted model, not a curated record